Aphidius gifuensis is the source of this 2627-nucleotide messenger RNA. RefSeq names its product proline-rich extensin-like protein EPR1. The record is from RefSeq and is a predicted model, not a curated record. The transcript has 8 exons. Bases 198 to 2558 code for a protein of 786 amino acids. Lineage: Eukaryota; Metazoa; Arthropoda; Insecta; Hymenoptera; Braconidae.
AUUAUGUAUUAAGUUUUUAACACUCCGGGAACACCGGCUCCCGCGAGACGGGAUUUCGACAAAAUAAAUAAAUAAAAAUAUUCUAGUUUAUAUAUCUGGUGCUAAUAUAUAGUGAUUUUUUUUUUUUUUAUAAAUAUAUAUAAUUAGUAAACAAUAGAAAAAAAAAGAAAAUUAUUUUUUUCUAUAUUUAAUUAACAAUGCUAAAACUCUUGAGUAUCGCCACAUUAGUGGUGAUACUUGCAACGUGUGAUGUACACGCUAAGAGUAAACGUGCAAUAAAUAGCAAUGCUGAGAGAUUCGAAGGUUACCAUUAUGAUAAACCAAGCAAACCAUUUCCACCAGUUCCAGCACCAUCAAGACAACCAUCUUAUGUUGUUCCAAAACCCUCAACACCGGGGUAUGAUUAUCCAAAACCUCAGCCUAGUUUUGAUAUAGUCGCAAAAGUAACACCGACAACAACAACACCAAGGCCAGUUUAUGAGAGACCAACUCAAAAAUAUACACCAGCACCUGUACAACCAGUAAGACCAGUAUAUCAACCAACAACACAAAAUCCAGAAAAAGGAUAUGAUUAUCCAGUACCACAGCCAUCUUUCCCAAUUGUACAAAAAACAUCAACAACACCAAGACCUGUUUAUGAGAAACCAGCUCCAAAAUAUACACCAGCACCUGUACAACCAGUAUAUAAACCAACAACACAAAAUCCAGAAAAAGGCUAUGAUUAUCCAGUACCACAGCCAUCUUUUCCAAUUGUACAAAAAACAUCAACAACACCAAGACCUGUUUACGAGAGACCAACUCCAAAAUAUACACCAGCACCUGUAACAACAGUAAAACCAGUGGUUCCAUCAACAACACAAGAUCCAGAAAAAGGCUAUGAUUAUCCAGUACCACAGCCAUCUUUUCCAUUUGGAGAAAGAUUACCAAAAACAACACCUGCACCAACUGUAAGACCAACUACUCCACAACCAACAACACCAAGACCUACUUUUCCACCAACACCAAGGCCUACUUUUCCACCAACUACCCCAAGAACAGUAGUCACUCCAAAGAAAGAAGAAGGUUAUUUCUAUGAUAAGCCAGCUGUGCCAUUCCCACCACCAACACAAAGACCAUAUGUUCCACCUCCAACAGCAAGACGACCAGUUUCUACACCAGCUCCAUUUGUACCAGUGACAAAUAAUUAUUUACCACCAUCAACAACAAGACGUCCUCCUCCACCUCCAACUCAGCCUCCAUAUAUACCACCACCAACAACAACAAGACGUCCAUUACCACCGAGUACUCCUAGACCAACAACUCCAGCUCCAUAUGUACCACCAACAGUACCUUAUAGAAGACCAACAACUCCAGCACCUUAUGUGCCACCAAAGAAUGAUUAUUUACCACCAUCAACAACAAGACGUCCUAUUCCACCCCCAACUACUCAACGUCCAGUUCCUCCACCAACAAGACCACCACCACCACCUUCAACUCCAGGACCUUAUUUACCUCCAUCAACAAGACCACCACCACCACCACCCCCAACUCAACCUCCAUAUAUACCACCACCAACAACAACAAGACGUCCAUUACCACCAAGUACUCCUAGACCAACAACUUUAGCUCCAUAUGUACCACCAACUGUACCUUAUAGAAGAACUACAACUCCAGCACCUUAUAUACCACCAAAAAAUGAUUAUUUACCACCAUCAACAACAAGACGUCCUCUUCCACCACCAACUACUCAACGACCAGUUCCUCCACCAACAAGACCACCACCACCACCUUCAACCCCAGCAACUUAUUUACCACCUCCAACAACAACAAGACGUCCUAUUCCACCUCCAACUACUCAACGUCCAGUUCCUCCACCAACAAGACCACCACCAUCUUCAACUCCAGGUCCUUAUUUACCUCCAGCAACAAGACCACCACCACCACCUCCAACUCAACCUCCAUAUAUACCACCACCAACAACAACAAGACGUCCAUUACCACCAACUACUCCUAGACCAACAACAACUUCAGCUCCAUAUGUACCACCAACUAGACCUUACUCACCACCACCACCACCACCACCAAACAAAGGAUAUUUGCCUGUUGAAACAACACGUCGUCCUGUUCCACCACCAACUUUUCCACCAACUUCAAGACCAACAUUUCCACCAACUCCAAAACCAACAUUUCCAACUUCAAGACCAACAUUUCCACCAACUCCAAAACCAACAUUCCCAACUUCAAGACCAACUUUUCCACCAACUCCAAGACCAACAUUCCCACCAACUCCAAGACCAACAGUACCUAGACAACCAUAUCAACCAUCAACAAGUCCAGCUGUACCAGUAACCAGACCACCACCAUAUUUACCACCAUCAUCACCACGUCCAACUUAUGUUACUGUUCCACCACCAACAUAUCCACCAGUAAUUUACAGUGUUAUUCCAACAUCAUCAACAACAUAUCGUCCACUAACUGGUAAACCAGCAUCAGUACCAACACUUCCACCAACUACAUCAAGAUCAAUUGGUUAUCGAUAUGAUAUUCCAGAUAUUCCUUUCGAAUUUCGAAAACGUUAAAAUUAAUUUUAUCAUCUGAUUUCAAUGAUUGUGCGUGUUUUUCUACUUCUAUUUUUUUUUUUUUUUUUU